AUGAUCGAAAACACGCUCCCCAAGUACCUGCUCAUCAGGACGUGCAUCCUCGGAUUCCGCGCUAUCACGCCCUUCAGCAUCUUCUGGGUCUCCUUCAGCAUCGCAGAGCCCCCGCACUCGGCCUUCCGUCGCUUCCUCCUCACGUGGAGCAUCAUCGAGACUGCCUUCUGGCUGCUUGUCUACCUGCCCCGCAAGCGCGCGCUUCAAGCCUCUGCGCAACACCCGCCGCCCCUCGAGAAGGAGGAGAGGAAGGAGCUUUUCUGGCGAUGCUGGGAUAAGAUCCCUCACCCCGAGUACUACAUCAGCAGGUGGUUUCUGGGCGCGAGACCGGGCGAGAUACGACGCGAGAAUGUGCGCGAGUUCUUCGCGUGGGCGCUGCUGAACCGCGGCACGGAGAGCGACGAGGAGCGGAGGAAGAGGCGGCAGGCGCACCCGGAAGAAACCAACGCUGAAGAUGACGAACUGAACGAGUACGCGGAUGGCAUAGAGACGAUGCUUGGGAGGAAGCUGGCGCCUGGUAUGGGCAGCGCAAAGAGCUUGCGCCUGACUAUCGACCAAGUCAACAUGGCCCAUCGGCCGUUUCUGUGGUAUAUGAUCGUGAUGCUAGUCGAUACCCUUACCGCCGCUCGUCUGCGCUACUACGGCUUCAUGCUCUUCCGCACCCACCUUCGCUCCUCGCUGGCCAUCUUCCCACCGCGGCUCGCCAAUUUCACUACGCGCAACAUCUCAUCUGCGCCUGAUCUGAGUUACUGGUACCGACCACACACCUCGAAGACGCGACUACCCAUUCUCUUCAUACACGGCAUCGGCAUCGGCCUGCACCCAUACGUCGAGUUCUUGAACGAGAUAAACAAGCACGAUCCGCUUGCGGUACAAGAUGGUCAGGUUGGUAUUCUUGCUGUGGAAAUCAUGCCUGUCAGCUUCCGCAUCACUGGGGCGAUUCCAGACAAAGACGACAUUUGUCGCCAGAUCAACAUGAUCCUGGAACGCCAUGCUUUCGACAAAGUCGUACUCGCAAGUCACUCUUACGGCUCCGUCAUCUCUACUCACCUUCUUCGGGACCCCAUCACCGCUGCCAAAAUCGGCCCGAUGGUCUUCAUCGACCCUGUUACAUUCCUGUUACAUCUUCCCGACGUGGCGUACAAUUUUACCGCGCGUCGACCGAAAGGCGCAAACGAGCACCAACUCUAUUACUUCGCUUCUACCGACAUGAUGGUUGCGCAGACCCUGGCGCGCCAAUUCUUCUGGGCACAGAACAUACUGUGGAAGGAGGACCUCAAAGACCGGGACGUGACUGUCAGCCUCGGAGGCAGGGAUUUGAUAGUUGACACCGAGACCAUCGGGAAGUACCUUAAUGGUGCUGACCUCAAGGGCGAGGACAGGACCUGGAAGGACUCCGAGUGGAGAGGUCACGGUACAGAGACGAUUUGGUGGCCUACUGCAGACCACGCACAGGUGUUUGAGAGGCAAGACGGUAGGACGAGAUUGGUGCAUGUCCUCAGAGAGUACGUGAAGCGUAAAGCGGAGGAGGAAGAGUCCGCAGCCUACCUUCAAGAUACUGUUACAUAUUACCUCGAACAAAUUGUUUCUAUCAUGCCUAACGGAAACUGGAUCCUGGGCGACCUCUUCACCAAGGAAUACGGACAUCGCGGCAGCAUUCAGAAACUCUGGGAACAACGAUGGAAAUUUCCCUGCACCAAAGGCGUUUACCCUUUCCACGAUGGCAAGUUUGAAGAUUUCGAACCAAUCUUCAAGCAUCUCAUCGACAACAACAUCAACGAUCCUUACGACGAUGCAUACACAAAUGCAUUUUUGCCAACCGCACAACGCCUGGCGAAGGAAGCCAAAGACAUGGAAAACAAGGACAAAGAGGCAGCGAAGAAGCUAUACCUCAACGCAAACGCCGUAUACAGAUUAGCACGAUUCCCCUACAUCGGCACCGAGCUCAAGAAGAAGGUUUUCGAAGAGCAAAAGGAAGUCUACUUCCGCGGCGCACAACUAUGGGACAUUCCCCUCGAAGAAGUCGUGAUACCCCACAAACAAGCCUCCAACGGCGACGGCACCUCAAUACCCCUCUACAUCCGCAAGCCCACCGGCUCCGGCCCCUUCCCCACCGUCCUCCUCAUCACCGGCCUAGACGGCCACCGCCCCGACAACACAGAACGCACACAAGAGCACUUGAACCGCGGUUGGGCAACCGUAAUCUGCGACAUACCCGGCACAACCGUUGACUGCCCUGCUAACAAGCGCGACCCGCUCUCGCCGGACCGGCUCUUCACCAGCAUCCUAGACUGGAUCCGCGAAACGCCUUAUCUGAACGAAAAGAAGGUCAUCGCCUGGGGUCUCUCAGCCGGCGGCUACUACGCCAUCCGCCUCGCGCACACACACCGCACCCAACUCCUCGGCAGCGUCGGCCACGGCGCCGGAACCCACCACUACAUCGGUUCGGAAUGGCUCUCGCAGAUUUCCAAACACGAAUACCCGUUCGGUCUCGAGGAAGCGUAUAUCCAGAAAUACGGCUAUUCGUCCUUUGACGAGAUGAAAGAGAAGUGCCAAGACGAGUUUUCGCUCGUGAGUGGGAAGGGAGAGGGUGUGGCUGUUGUAGGGCAGGGUAUGAGCAGCUGUAGGUUGUUGCUUGUGAAUGGCGUGUUGGAUGGGUGUAUGCCCGUGGAGGAUAGUAUGUUGCUGGCGGAGUAUGGGAGUCCGAAGGAGAUGCGGUUUAUGCAGGGGAGGUUGCAUAUGGGAUAUCCGGAGGCGAAUGGCACGGUUUAUCCGUGGAUGGAGGGGAUUAUGGGCGGUGUUUAG
Alternaria arbusti is the source of this 2805-nucleotide messenger RNA. RefSeq lists its product as uncharacterized. Bases 1 to 2805 code for a protein of 934 amino acids. The transcript is spliced from 3 exons. The record is from RefSeq and is a predicted model, not a curated record. NCBI's taxonomy places the organism in Eukaryota, Fungi, Ascomycota, Dothideomycetes, Pleosporales, Pleosporaceae.